Molecule: messenger RNA, 2290 nt
Organism: Ailuropoda melanoleuca (giant panda)
Lineage: Eukaryota; Metazoa; Chordata; Mammalia; Carnivora; Ursidae
Product: S-adenosylmethionine decarboxylase proenzyme-like
Biological process (GO): spermidine biosynthetic process; spermine biosynthetic process
Cellular component (GO): cytosol
Molecular function (GO): putrescine binding; adenosylmethionine decarboxylase activity
Source: RefSeq, a predicted model, not a curated record
GCAUCUGACUCUUGAUUUCAGCUCAGGUCAUGAUCUUGGGGUCAUGGGAUUGAGCCCUGUGGGCUCUGCACUCAGCGUCGAAUCUACUUGAGAUUCUCUCUCCCCGGCUUCCACAGUGUGGCUGGCCACAUCAGCUAGCACUCGCUCUACUGUCUCUAACAGGGAAACAGCAGACUACAAGACAAUGAGCUGCAUCUGCCUCUAUUUCCAACAGACUUACAUUCAACUUUCGCUCACAAAAACCGGGAAAAUUUUAUAAAUCCUUUAAAAAAAAAAGUUAAUAUAAAAUUAUAGCAAAAAAAAAAAAAAGGAACCUAAACUUUAGUAACCCAGCUGGAACAAUCCACAACGGUGGGAAAAGAGAUUUAAUUUAGUUGAUUUUCUGUAGUUGUUGGUUGUUUGCUAGUCUUACAAUGGAAGUGCUGCACAUUUUUUCAAAGGGACCGAGAAGCUGCUGGAGGUUUGGUUCUCCAGGCAGCAGCCUGAUGCACAUCAAGGAUCUGGAGAUCUUCACACCAUUCCCAGAUCUGAGUGGGACAUACUUCUGAAGGAUGUGCAGUGUUCAUUCAUAAGUGUGACAAAAACUGACAAGCCGGAAGCUUAUGUACUCAGUGAGAGUAGCAUGUUUGUCUCCAAGAGAUGUUUCAUUUUGAAGACAUGUGAUACCACCUUCUUGGUAAAAGCACUGGUUUCCCUGUUGAAACUUGCUAGGGAUUACAGUGGGUUUGAUUUGAUUCAAAGCUUCUUUUAUUCUCGUAAGAAUUUCAUGAAACCUUCUCAUCAAGGGUACCCACACCGGAAUUUCCCGGAAGCAAUAGAGUUUCUUAAUGCAAUUUUCCCAAAUGGAGCAGCAUAUUGUAUGGGUGAUAUGAAUUCCGACUAUUGGUACCUGCAUACUUUGGGUUUCCCAGAGACUAGGGUGAUCACAGAUCAAACCCUGGAAAUUCUGAUGAGUGAAUUUGACCCAGCAGUUAUGGACCAGUUCUUCAUGAAAGAUGGUGUCACUGCAAAGGAUGUCACUUGUGAGAGUGGAAUUCAUGACCUGAGACCAGGUUCUGUCACUGAUGCCACACUUUUCAAUCUUUCUGGGUAUUUGAUGAAUGAAGUGAAAUCGGAUGGAGCUUAUUGGACUAUUCACAUCACUCCAGAACCAGAAUUUUCUUAUGUUAGCUUUGAAACAAACUUUAGUCAGACCUCUUAUGAUGACCUGAUCGGGGAAGUUGUGGAAGUCUUCAUGCCAGGAAAAUUUGUGACAGUCCUGUUUGUAAAUCAGAGUUCUAAAUGCCGCACAGUGCUUUCUUCACCCCAGAAGAUUGAAGGCUUCAAACGUCUUGAUUGCCAGAGUGCUAUGUUCAAUGAUUACAAUUUUCUUUUUACCAGUUUUGCUAAGAAGCAGCAACAACAACAGAAUUGAUUAAUAAAAUGAAGAAAAAAACGCAAGAAGAGAACACACAUAGAAGGAGGUGCUGGCUGCUUUUUAUAUAUUGAUAUCAGGGGCCAUGCUUUCCAUAACCACCACCUUGUUGCUGCAGAAAGCCCUAGAUGUAAUGAUAGUGUAAUCAUUUUGAAUUGUAUGCAUUGUUAUAUCAAGGAGUUAGAUAUCAUUCAUGAAUGCUCUCUUCUGUGUUUAGGUAUCCUAUGCCACUCUUGCUGUGAAAUUGAAGUACAUAUAGAAAAAACCUUUUACUAUAUGAAACUUUACAACACUUGUGAAAACAAUUCAAUUUGGUUUACGCACAGUAUAAUACUUAUCCAGGUAUCAUCCAAAAUUCCCCACAGACAAGGCUUUCGUCCUCAUUAGGUGUUGGCCUCAGCCUAAUCAUCUGGAACUGUUCUAUUAAAUUGCUGCCAGGAUUUUACAUCCAGUUACCUCCACUUUCUAGAAUAUAUUCUCUACUAAUAUUACCAGUUUCUACUUCAUACUGAUGCUUUUUUGCAGCGGCAGUUAAAGUUUAUCUUUCACGAGUCAGGUCCUCUUAAGAAAAUGAUUGCAGUUACCCAUUUUGUGUAUUACUACUAUAACAUUAUUGCUUCCUGUACCUGUACUUCCUUUGAUAGAUUUUGUUCCUCACCAUGGUGUCUUGCCUCCCAACCCCGCCCAUAAAGCAAUACACUGUUUAAAAAAAAAAAAAAGAGGGAGGGAUUCUGUCUCCCCCCUCCCCGCUCCCUGCACUCUGUCUCUAAAUAAACAAAUAAAUAAAAUCUUUGAAAAGACAGAGAUGGUAAAAUGCCAAAUUUCAACUUUGGACUAGACAGUUAAAGGGUGGGAAAAACAAGGAAAUGAAGUAAU